GCGGAAGAGGUCGGCGAACUAGCGAGUGUUUUAGUAGCUUUCAAUUGCAGCGCUUGAAAAAAACAUGGUUAAACAUGCGGGAGAAAGCGACUGGUUCAGCGCUUACCGAAUGAAAUCUACAGAUAAGCAUCACUAUGGAAUCUGAGGCCAACUCAUUUCGAGUGGAGUUUCCAGACUUCUCCUGUUCCAUUCUACAGAAACUGAAUGAGCAGAGGCAGGUCGGACAGCUCUGUGACAUCACCGUGGUGAUCCAGGGCCGCCGUUUCCGGGCACACAAGGCCGUGCUGGCGGCCAGCUCCCCCUAUUUCUGUGAUCAGGUGUUGCUAAAAAACAGCAUGCAGGUGGUGCUGCCAGACAUCAUGCAGCCAAGCAUUUUCGAGAGCCUGCUUCAGUCCUGCUAUACGGGCACACUCGUUUUGCCAGUGGGAGAAAUUGUGGGGUUCUUGACAGCAGCCAGCUUCCUACAGAUGUGGCAUGUGGUGGAUAAGUGCACAGAGCUGUUGGGGGAAAGCUCAUCCGUGUUCUGCCAGAGGUCUGGUCUCAGCAGUGACCACACAUCCCCAGGCAACAGCAGCUACCAUAGCUUGAGUGAUGCCCUCGACUUUGAUUCUGCAUCAGGAUACAGACAGUUUUCUAGGGGUUCAGACUGUAAAGAGGGUGAAGUGGAACAGGUUCCAGAGGGUAGCUUUUCACCCCAAGAGCAGGAAACGUCACUCUGUGCCUCUCCACCCUGGGAGCCGGACCACACAAGCACUGAGGGGACCAGCCAGGAUGGGGAGGACAGGGGUGGUGAGAUGGUGGAUUGCCAGUUCUCCCGUCCUAUUUAUAUCCCACCCAGCAUCAUGUACCACAAGAGGUGGAUUCAAGUGAAGGCAGAGAAGCUAGAGAAGGAUGACAGUGGCAGAGACUGUGGUGGGUCGGCAGACACCAUGGUCAAGGAACUUGAAGAGAGGGUUCCAGAGCAGGUUAGCCUUUCUGAGGAGGAAUUCCAGCUGGCUGCCUGCACAAACACAGAGGAGAAGCUGGAACUGGAUGAGGGCCAGGAAGGUGGGCAGUCCUGUGAUGAGCCAGUGGACUUCUAUGGUGCAUCCAUGGAGGAGUUCUCCAGCAACAGGCCAGAGAGUGAUCCCAUCCUGUCCAAGGAGGACUCGGAAGCAGCUCGAGGAGAGGAUACUGCAGACACUGCAGUGGGAGUCCAGGAGGAAACCUCACAUUCAGGCUUUGCAGCAGUAAUCUACAAGCUGUAUCCCUGUCAAUGUGGAAAGAGCUUCACCCACAAGAGCCAGCGAGACCGGCACAUGGGCAUGCACCUUGGCCUACGGCCUUACGGCUGCACAAUCUGUGGAAAAAAAUUCAAGAUGAAGCACCAUCUUGUGGGCCACAUGAAGAUCCACACAGGCAUCAAGCCCUAUGAGUGCAGCAUCUGCAGGAAGAGGUUUAUGUGGAGGGAUAGCUUCCAUCGGCACGUGUCCUCCUGCACCAAGGCCCACCAGGCUAAGCGGGCUGCUAUGGAGCAGUCAGCUCAGAUCUGCUGAGCCAGGAAGCAAAAUUCUAGCUGCAUUGCUGUGGGGUUUGCCACAUCCAACAGCAAGGCUUGCAAAUAUGGCAGAGGGCAAACUUUGCUAGACAUAUGUUCUGGGCCUUUGGUUUGUGGUGCUGUUCAAUACAAGGAAACAGCAAGAACACCUGUAACUUACACUAUAUUAAACAUGAGCAGAUUUUUUUUCCCCUUUUUGCCUGAACGCAAAAGCAUCUAGAUAAGGAAUUUGCAACAUAAAGACUUUAUGUACUGUAAUAACAUUCAAGUUGGCUGCUUGGAGUUGUUUUUAUAUUAACAAAGUACUGUUUGUUGUAGCAGUAAAUAUAUCAACACUUUUAGAACAUUUUGGUUUAAUUUGUUUUUGGGGCCAGUGCAGCAUUUGCUUUGCUGCUUAAGAUUCUCAGUUCUAAAGAAAAGCUAUACAGCUGGUCAUUUGUAUUAUUUAAACUUUUUUUUUUUUGCUUUAAGCAUUCAUGUAGAGGUACAGUUUUAAUACUUGCACAGCAUUUGCAGGAAUUUCAGUUGAUUAUGUCAGGUUAAGCAAUUUUGAUGGCAGUAUAUGAGAAGGUUAAGCAGAUUAAUAAGAAUGUAGAAUAUGACUGGUUGAGGGAGGUGUGAUAGAUUUGAGUUUCAAUCAGUGUUUAUACAAAUAUAUUUUUGUCCGGUUAUUCAACAGCCUUUCCUCAUAUGGGUAUUAUGUCUUUGUCACAUUUAUAGUUCCACUGCAUAGGUAUUUUCUGUCAUUACACCAUAUUCAGCACUGUAUUUAUUUUAGAUAUCAUGGCUACAGUGUGCUGCACAAAGGCUUGUUAUCUAUACUUCAGAGAUUGAUUACAAAGUGUUCUAGUAAAUUUUUUUGUAUGUAAGCAAAGUAUUUCUUCUAAUAGAUGUGGGACAAUGUAAUACAUUCCUUUUUAUAAUGCUGUGUGUGUAAAAAGUAUAGUGUAUAUUAGUAUCAAGAGAUUUCAAAGUAAUAUUUUUAUUUAUUCUAAGUGUAAAACAUACUGACAGUGGACCAUUAUCAUGUGGGUCACUUCAUGUAACACCAUGGGGUUUGUCCAGGUUUUUUAAUCACUAGAUUUUUCUGUAUUUCCUCUAAAAAGGCUAAUUUUAAUUUUAUAAAUUCUCUGAAUUGAGUAACAUUUAAAGUCUGCAAGGAUCCUCAAAGGAUAAAAUAAUGAAUUUGAUGUUAGAUGAUUUAAUUCAAAAUGAGUGGUUUACCAUAAAACAAAGCCGUAGGUUUCGUUGGAAAAAGCUCAAGAAUGUGUGUGGGUUCGUACGGCUGAGAGUGACGGCUUCAGGGAAAGAAGAAAUUGCCGAUUUUAAGUAAAGCCUUUUAAUGUGAAAGGAAGGAAACAAAUUUAAUGGCCUUGUCUGUCUGGAACUGACAUAUUACGCUUUACAGGCUCUUGAGUCCUUCCACUGACAUUCUUUAACUAAUUUGACAACUUGGAGGCACUGUAACAAUACUCUGUGGGUUUUUCACUUUGUUCCAGCAGCUGCAGCAGUUGCCUUCGUUGGAAAUUCUCUGUGGGAAUAUUUCUAUAAAAGGUGCUAAAGUCAUCUUUUUCGUCAUUGUUUGUAGUAUGUGUAGCUUUUAGAUAAUUGGAUUAAAAUCUUUAUUUUGGUACUUUUCAACUGUAAUGUUCUCCAUAACUUUAUUGUACAUUUUCUCCAGCUUAAGGUAACAUUGUAUUUUCAUAUUUUAACAUGUUGCACUCUUAUUGAUUUGAUUAUGGUUAUUAGUAGUAUUUGUUCCACCUAACCAGGGUAAUUUACAGUAUAUCGUACAGGUUCACGCUCUGCCCCUUUAGCCAGCCAGGUGUGUAUAAUACAUGGGCAAUUCAGGUUCAAGUAUUUAUUUUUUCAAAGGUACAACAGUAGUGCCUCAUCCAGGAGUUUCAUGCACAAUUUCCUGGUCAUAGUUCCUGAACGCUGUUCUGUACUGCGGUUUCCAAAAAGAAUUGCAGUUGAAUAGUGGGAACAGGAUGUCUACUUGACAGGUAGCUGCAGGUAACAUUUUUUUAACAGUUAAAUAUGGUGACAAUAUGUGUUUCCAUUGCUUCA
This is a messenger RNA of Scleropages formosus (Asian bonytongue), 3607 nucleotides long. RefSeq names its product zinc finger and BTB domain-containing protein 43-like. The coding region runs from base 135 to 1535 and encodes 466 amino acids. Gene Ontology annotation, biological process: regulation of transcription by RNA polymerase II. Gene Ontology annotation, molecular function: RNA polymerase II cis-regulatory region sequence-specific DNA binding; DNA-binding transcription factor activity, RNA polymerase II-specific; protein binding. The record is from RefSeq and is a predicted model, not a curated record. The transcript has 2 exons. Lineage: Eukaryota; Metazoa; Chordata; Actinopteri; Osteoglossiformes; Osteoglossidae.